AUGUCCUUAGUCCGCCCCUUGUUCGUGGUCGCUGGUAUCGGCAAUGGCACCGGCACCGGAGCUGCAACCGCCCGUCUCUUCGCCAAAUCUGGCUACAGAGUCGCCCUUAUCUCUCGAGGACCAGAGUACCUCGAUAAACUCGCUGCAGAGAUCAACCAAGCAGGCGGAGAGGCUGCAGCAUUCCCUCUUCAAAACUACACCACAGCAUCCAUCAAGUCAGCGUUCGCUUCCCUCAAGUCUCGCUGGCCAUCAUCCCCUCUCCGUGUCGCGGUCUUCAACGCGGGCUACGGUGUUUGGAAGCCAUUCCUUGAUAUCACGGAAGACGAAGUUCGUGAGUCGAUCGACACUAACAUUUUAGCGGCUUUUGCCUUUGCACGCGAGGCUCUUCUUGAGUUCACAAAGCUCGAGCUUGAGACCGCGAAUGAGGGCGGAGUUGCUGGCAAUGCUCGUAAAAGGGGCACCCUUAUUUUCACUGGCGCAACGGCUUCUAUCCGAGGCAACGUCCUGACCUCUGCAUUUUCUGCGAGCAAGUUCGGGAUAAGGGCCUUGUCGCAGAGCUUAGCCAAGGAGUUCGCCAAGAAGAAUAUACAUGUCGCUCAUAGUAUUAUCGACGGCACCAUCAUCACUGAGCGCACCAAAUCUCAGCGCAACAACCCUUCUUGGGAGGCUGAUCAGGACGUUCGACUUGAUCCUGAUUCUAUUGCCAAGUCGUACUUGCACCUCGUCGAACAAGAUAGUUCAGCCUGGACUUGGGAAAUUGACCUGCGUCCUGCUCAUGAAAAGUGGUGA
Suillus plorans is the source of this 789-nucleotide messenger RNA. RefSeq lists its product as uncharacterized. The transcript is spliced from 9 exons. Lineage: Eukaryota; Fungi; Basidiomycota; Agaricomycetes; Boletales; Suillaceae. Bases 1 to 789 code for a protein of 262 amino acids. The record is from RefSeq and is a predicted model, not a curated record.